AAAAAAAAUCAACCAAUUUUUUAAAAAUCUUAAAAUUUGAACAGAAAGUAAUGACAUCACUUGGCGUCUCUACUUGUCUUCUUCUGUGGUGUUUAUGUGUAAAUAAAAUCUACUGUCUCUCUGUGUCUUCUCAGGAAAUGACGUCUUAUCGCUGGAAGGUGCGUCUCUUCCUGUUUAACGUCAGCUGCUGUCUGGCCGCCGCGUACUUCUUCAGACGCCACAACAAGUACUGUGAGACGGGAGUCUACACGCUGUUCGCCUUCUUCGAGUACCUGGUGGUCUUCUCCAACAUGGCGUUCCACAUGACGGCGUUCUGGGACUUCGGGAGCAAAGAGGUGAUCGUGGCCACGCCCCCUGAGGACAAGCGGUACUGAGCGUCACCUGAGGACUGUUUUUAAAGAUCAGGUGACGAGAAACUGACCGCCGAGACACCAGGUCUGAACUUUACGUGAACACGUGAGCGUUACGAGAGAACGGAUUAAACUCGUCAUCAUUCCAGCAAACAGCUGAGUCAGCACGUCAGCGAUGACUCAGCAGCACAUUUACUGAGCUCUGUGGAGGACGAAGAAUGACUUCAGCACCAAUAAAUACCGAAAUAAAUACGGGAACGAAUAAACAGAUGACUCAUUAAAUAAAAAAGUAUAACAGA
Messenger RNA from Plectropomus leopardus (leopard coralgrouper), 649 nucleotides. NCBI's taxonomy places the organism in Eukaryota, Metazoa, Chordata, Actinopteri, Perciformes, Serranidae. The record is from RefSeq and is a predicted model, not a curated record.